This is a messenger RNA of Coregonus clupeaformis (lake whitefish), 5915 nucleotides long. It is a transcript of the gene phldb2b, whose product is annotated as pleckstrin homology-like domain, family B, member 2b. The record is from RefSeq and is a predicted model, not a curated record. Gene Ontology annotation, biological process: regulation of microtubule cytoskeleton organization. Gene Ontology annotation, cellular component: basal cortex. Lineage: Eukaryota; Metazoa; Chordata; Actinopteri; Salmoniformes; Salmonidae. Gene Ontology annotation, molecular function: protein binding.
UCCUGUGCGCUACACGUCGCCACUGGCGAGGGCCAGCCUCAGUGUGUUUGUGUGACUAUCUAAAUGUGUGUUUGUGGGUGAGAGGACGGCGCAUCAAGUCUCUCCUGAAGAACCGCGAGUGCCGUUGAACUUCUCCGUCCAGCUGUGGAAUGCGCCGGUGAUGUGUCCUGGACAAGGUUUAGAGGAAAGUGACAGGAGAAGGACCGCUUGGAUUUUUUGAUUAAAGAGAAAGUUUGGGAAUUGUUGUGUUUGUGUUGGAAUCCUCUCUCGUCAUGACCGAGCUUCUCAGCCCCGUUUCGACAAUGGACCCAGAGACACUCUGUCAGCCAGAGUCAGACCAGAUGAGUCCAAACGAGCCACAGUCUCCCCUGGACCUGAUAGACACAGGGAAAGGCCUGAAGGUCCAGACAGCCACACCACAUCUGGUCAGCCUGGGCAGUGGGAGACUGAGUGUUGCUAUCACCCUACUGCCCCUUAAAGAAGGAGUGACCCGUAUCGGGCGUGAGGACGCGGUGGUACCCCAGGACAUCACCAUCCUGGGUGCAGGCAUCGAGGCGGAACACUGCAUCAUCACCAACACGUCAGGGGUCAUCAUCCUCGACCCUUGUGGGAACCUCUGCUCCCUGGACGGUGUCCCUGUGACAUCACCCGUCCCGCUCACACAAGGUUACUCCCUGUGUCUGGGUAAAUCCUACUUCUUCCGCUUCAACCAUCCAGAAGAGGCCAGCCGCAUGAAGAGCAUGCUGCCCCAGAAGAGCCCUGUCUCGCCCCUGGCCUACAGCACAGACUAUCUGAAGUUCAGUAGUGACUACAGUCAUGGGGUGGUGGGAGGGGCCGGCAGUGCAAGAGGGAUGCGUUCUGCCUCAGAGCUCCGUGAUUUGAUGGACACCUUACAACGAAAGAAGAUUGCCCUGGAGACCAGCCUGAGAGCCAAUGGUGACUCUAGCCCCUCCUACUUCAGUAUGACACAGUCUCCGCCCACCACGCCUGUGACCUCACCCACCUCGAUGUUGUCAGCCUAUCAAGAGCAGGCUAGGCGUUUCUACGGCUCUGAUCGCCCGCCCCUCUCCGGCAAAGCCGCCGCCCCUCCCUCCCCCUCUCGGCGCUCCGACCCCCCUUCCUCCCGAUCCUCCAUGACCCGGAACCAAUCCUACCAAUCACAGGACAGCCUGCUGGUGUCCUCUGGCGACGGGCGACGCCAACUAAACCCAAACUCCUCCCCCCUGUUGUCGAUGUGGAACGGUGGAGGUUCCUCUAACUCGGUGGCCGGUGGUGAGAGCCUCUCCUCUCCUCCUCCAUCCUCAUCCCUCUCUCCAUCCAGUGGAGCGGCCAGCGUGCCCUCCAGCCCCCGCCUGGGACGCCGAAGUCACGGCAACCAUGAGUCGAUGCCUAGCAACCGUACCAGGAAGUACUCUGCAGGAUCGAUAGGCAGCAUGAUGGGAAGUCACAGCCUCUCUCUGCCCCGCCUCUGCCCGUCAUCGUCUCCACGUUCCCAUGACAAUGGAGCCCUGGCGCUCUCUACCCUCCCCCCGACCUCGCGGCGCUCUGAACCGCUACGCAACUCCUCUCACAACAAUAGCCAAAACCACACCACAAACAGUAACUACAACCAUAACCAAACCACUAACUUUAACUACAGCCAGGCACAAAACAUGAACCACAAGGGGAACCAAGGCGAGGGGGUGGUAUCCAUCUCCCUCUCCUCCCCAAAGUCUCCCACCCAGGCCCCUCCAGACGUGACUGUCCCGUUCCGAUCAGGGGGCUCCUCCAGCCCCCGCGUGGCCAAGAAACUCAGCCUCACCUCCACCAGCUCCACAUCCAGCCUCCAGGAGCCAGAGUGGCCAGCCAGCUGCGGAGUCUCCCCAGGACCAGAGCUUUUUUUCGCGGAGAGGGAGCACAGGGGUGGCAGCCUGGAGCCUGGUCUAGGGUUAGGGGAACGGAGACAGUCUUUUGGGAAGGGAGGUAUAGAGCCAGGUUUAGGGUUAGGGGAACGGAGACAGUCUUUUGGGAAGGGAGGUAUAGAGCCAGGUUUAGGGUUAGGGGAACGGAGACAGUCUUUUGGGAAGGGAGGUAUAGAGCCAGGUUUAGGGUUAGGGGAACGAAGGCAGUCAUUUGGGAAAGGAGGGGUGGGGCUGGGGGCGGGGGUGACCCCACCGGGGGGGUUCAGGGCGAGGAGUGGCAGUAUCAGCUCCCUGAGUGGGAAAGAAGAACUGACUGACUACCAUCAUCGCCAGAGAGAUGAAAGACUACGAGAACAGGAGGUGGAGAGACUGGAACGCCAGCGGCUGGAAACCAUUCUGUCUCUGUGUUCAGAGCUGGGUCGAUCGGAGCAGGACAAGGAGAGGGGUGUUGGUUCUAGUGUCGGUACCAGUGCUGGUCUAGCCGACCUUCAGAAGAUCAACCGGGAACUAGAGAAACUCCAGGUCUCUGACGACGAUGAGUCAGAAUCCGUCUUCUCCGACUCAACCGUUAACGGAAAUGGGGCCGGUAGCGACUCGGAGAACGGUUACUACGGUAACGACGAGGAGCGUCCGGUCCGACAGCGACGGAGCAGCGGCCACCGUGACAACCGGGCGGAAUCGCCGGCCAUCAGUCUACGAAGCUCUGCCACCUCGCCCACCGUGCGCCUGCCGAGGACCAAUCAGGCGCCGGUGGAGGAGGGCCAGCGGAGGCAGGAAGUGACCCGUGUGGAGGAGGAGAGGAUCCAGGUGCUGAACAACAUGGAGGAGCUAGAACAGAAGAUCAAAGAACUGGACAACCAGAUGGACGAGUCUCUCAGAGAGGUGGAGGUGGAGCGCGCCCUGGUGGAGGCGGAGCAGCAGGCGGAGCUAGCAGCCCUGCAGCAGGAGAGAGAUGCUCUGGAGACACUCAACACCAAGAUGUCCGACAUGGAACAACAGGCACAGAACCAGAAGACUCCGGUGUGUGUGUCGCUGCAGGCUGAGAGGGAUAGGGUAGAGCAGCUGUCUCAGAGUGUGUGUGAGCUGCGCUCCCAGCUCCACUGCUGUCCUGAGGCCAUGAAGGAGCCCCUACAGGAGCAGCUCGCCAGGGACUCUGAGGUACUGGAGGCUGAGACGAAGCGUUUUGAGGACCUGGAGUUUCAGCAGCUGGAGAGAGAGAGUCGUCAUGAUGAGGAGAAGGAGACAAACACACAGCACCUCCUCAGAGAGAUCGCUGACUACCAACGCAGCUCCGUCACACGCAAGGAGAGGCUGGUGGCCCUAAAAAAGCAGGCGGGCCAGAUUACCCAGCAGGCUCAGCGAGAGAAGGACAGCUUCCUGAAGGAGAGGACCAACCUGCAGAUGAUGCUGCAGAGGGAGAAAGAUAACCUUGCCUCUCUGGAAAGGAUGUAUGCUGACCUCACAGGUGGGCGGGGCUUCCCUCUCAGCCCUAUCAGUCUCAAGGAGGGCUAUGUAACAGUCAGUGAGAUCAAUGAACUUUACUCCCAGCUGGGGGGGAACCCUAGUCCCGCCCCUGCCCCUGUUCUGGCCAAACCCUCCCCUGAUUCUGAGCCUAGCCCCUCCCGUGACGACAGCGCCCCAAAACCAGCGGAGGACGAGCUCUGUCGCUCCUCCUCUCCUGUCGACUGGCCUUCUUCCUCCUCCUCUUCCUCACGACCCCUAUUGCCCCGCCGCCCCCCUCUCACCAAAACCCCCUCGGUUCAUUGGCCGGAGGACAUGGUGACCUAUCGUGACCCCUCUCCCCUCCCUGACUCUCCUCCUCCUCUGCCUGUCAAAAAACACCGCCACAAUAGGCAGCACUUCCGUUCGCUGGAGGAGAGAAAGAGGUUAGUGAAAGAAGGUGGGGCCCACCUGAGUGACACAUUACCCAGGAAGAAGACCACGUCCAUUGUCACCCCUCAGUUCAGCUGUGCUACACUAGGACGCAGCAUGCCUAACAAGUCCCAUCAGCCCCUGGUCCAGAGUUCUAGCUGUGGCAGUAUUCUACCCCGGGCCAUGUCUGUCUCCUCCAGUAGAGACGCAGAUAAACGCCGCCUGCACAAGGUUUGCUGUGUUUUAACCGUGGCUGGUCAGUGUGAUCAGAGGGAGGGCCAUCGCUCUGUACCGUACGGUCAGACUGUGGUCCCUGAGGUGGGGAGCGGUCAUGGAGAACAGGGCUCAGUGCAGGGAGGGGCACAGACAGGUCAGCCGAGCUCUCGGGCCGCCUCCCAGUCCAACGUGUACCUGGACACCUACGGUUACCGUGAUAACGGCCAGGCAUACGACACCAUGAGCGUGGACAGCUCUGACUCAAUGGAGACCAGCAUCUCUGCCUGCUCCCCCGACAACGUCUCCUGUGCCAGUACGUCCAACGUGACCAAACUGGAGGAAAUGGAGCGUCUGUUGAGACAGGCUCAGGCAGAGAAGAAUAUCCUCAUAGAACACAAGGAGCAAGAAAUGGAGUCACGCAAACAGGCUCUGGAGGAAGAGCGGAGAAGGAGGGAGGAUCUAGAGAAACGACUGCAGGAGGAGACCAACAGACGACAGAAACUCAUCGACAGGGAGGUGAAACUACGGGAGAAACAGAGAGCACAGUCCCGUCCUCUGACGCGCUACCUGCCAGUUCGUAAGGAUGACUUUGACCUGAGGGCCCAUAUAGAGUCAGCGGGCCACAGCGCUGACACCUGUUUCCACCUGUCCCUCACGGAGAAGACGUGCCGAGGAUUCCUGGUCAAGAUGGGGGGAAAGAUCAAGACCUGGAAGAAACGCUGGUUUGUCUUUGACCGCAACCGACGAACACUCUCCUACUUCUCAGACAAGCAUGAGGCCAAGCUGAAAGGGGUCAUCUACUUCCAAGCAAUAGAGGAAGUUUACUAUGACCACUUAAAGAACGCACACAAGAGUCCUAACCCGUGUCUGACGUUCAGUGUGAAGACUCAUGACAGGGUCUAUUACAUGGUGGCCCCCUCUCCUGAGGCCAUGAGGAUCUGGAUGGAUGUCAUCGUCACCGGGGCCGAGGGAUACACCCAGUUCAUGGUGUAGGAGGCUUGAUCUGUCCGCGUCAGAGGGAUACACUCAGUUCAUGGUGUAGAAGGCGUGAUAUGGCCCCAGCAGAGGGAUACACUCAGUUCAUGGUGUAAAGAGUGGUGCUUCGGAGUGGAGGGAUACAGCCAGUGUGUGGUUCCAGCGCCAGGACGAGCUCCUCUCUCUUCUCUGUGAUCUCUCUCUGUGACACAGAUGGACUGUUGUUCUUAUUUCUGUAUUUGAUUAUUAUAAAACUGUCCAAGGACGUGUUCUCUAACAGCGUGCCUUAACUCUCACAGUAGAGAGCUCCACUGGGAUUGGCCAGUGUGUUUAUGCAUCAUUAGUAGACAAGCAAAACAGAACGGUCAUUUCACUUCCUGGUCAGGCGGCAAGUUACUGAUAUUUACUCAUCCCCAAAGACCUCAGGUCUCGUGUGUGUGUGUGGGUGUGUGUUACAUUGUGAUCACAUAACCCAGAGGUGCUAAUCUUUUUGUAUGGGAUCUUUUCUCAUGAGGCCAAUGUCCUCCAUUGUGUCUUCCAGUGUACCAAAGGUCAAGUCAUCUGUGGUAAAAGACAAUACCCAAGGCUGCUACUUGGGUAUUAGGUUGUCAUUGAGAUGCAGCUUUAUACAUGCCAGUGGUAUAUUAAGUACAGGAUCAUAUCAUCCCAUAGGUUAACCCUCACAGAUUAUAAUCAUGCUGGUCGAGCUUUCGCUGCUUAUGUUAUUAUUCACUAACCAGAUAGCUAUAUGUUAGCUGUGAGUUGUAUUUAUCAAAUGCCUUGUUUCAUGUUUUAUGUUGAGCAGCCUUGGCAUAUAGGCUUACUGUAUGUUAGUGCUCAGUCAUGAUGCUUUUCCUUCCCACCAUCAUAUAUAGUACCAGUCAAAAGUUUGGACACACCUACUCAUUCCAGGGUUUUUCUUUAUUUUUACUAUUUUCUACAUUGUAGAAU